This is a messenger RNA of Gracilinanus agilis (Agile Gracile Mouse Opossum), 2229 nucleotides long. RefSeq names its product calcyphosine 2 (gene CAPS2). The record is from RefSeq and is a predicted model, not a curated record. The transcript has 17 exons. Lineage: Eukaryota; Metazoa; Chordata; Mammalia; Didelphimorphia; Didelphidae. The coding region runs from base 1 to 2229 and encodes 742 amino acids. Gene Ontology annotation, molecular function: calcium ion binding.
AUGGCUAAUCUAAACUGCAGAAAAAGAGUAAGUUCUCACAGGGGCUCUAGAGCUCCCUCCUGGGCACAAGCCAUUGCUGACUCUGCAGCUUCUCCACCCUAUGCUAUGCUAGGUGCUGGAUAUUCUAUUGUUAUUGAGAAACGCUACUCACAUUUUCCAAUUGCUAUUGCCAUGGGGGACCUCAAACAUGAGAAAGGGCAGACGGCACCCACUUUGCGAGCAGGUGUAGGGAUCCAAGAUUCCUCUCCCACCGCUCUAUAUUCCCAGGUGCUGAGCAGAUCACGUCACCCCCAGUUUAGGGCAGCUCAGGGACCAGAUAUCUGUGAGCAUGCAGAGAUCAUUCAAAGUGAUCCCAAACUACCGGCGGGGAGGCGGAGCGGGUGCAGAGGUCCCUUCCUCCCUCCCUUCUGGAGCGGUUUGGGCGCAGAGGCUUUGGGGAGAGGAGUAGUGCUAGUAGAGACCAGAAGGAGGCAGGCAAACGAGGGAUCUAAGACCUUGCGUUCCGCUCCCACCAAUCCCGUCAGGGACGUGAAGAUGAGGCAGCGCGAGAGGAGGAAGCGUCCUUAUGUUGCUAGUGUGCCUCAACUUGAUUUUGGAAAACUGUUGGACUCUGAUGAUGAGGAUAAUCCUACAUAUUUUCCUCUUACUACAACUCGUCUUCAUUCUGCUGCACCAAAUUUAUCGACUAUGAAUUGGGGCUUGCCUUAUACUGACAAUCAUCCAAAAGAGAUAGCAAUACCGGAGAAUUUGCCAUCCCCAACUCAGAAAUAUAAACAAAAAUAUCGCCAAUAUCAGGCAGAAAUGAAAGAAGGAUAUAAGCAGUAUAUUCAGAUAAAUUCAGCGAAGAAAAAAUCGAAUGUUCCAUGUCAGCACACUCCGAUGAUUAUAAAUGAAAUGAAUGCCCAAGCAGAAGAACAGGACCGUAUUACAGAUUUGGACAAGAAAGCCCUGUUGCAACUGUGUUAUACAAGCAGCCUUUUCAAUGUACGGCAGAACCAAAAGAAAUCAGAAGCUGAAGUUGUAGCUGCUGAGAAGAAGAAGCGAGCUGUAGUUGAGCAAGUAAUGAUAGAUCAGCUAUCUAGAGCGGUCAUCAGUGACCCAGAACAAAAUUCAGUAUUUGGUUGCCAACAGAUAAAUUGUCUUCCUCUUUUCUUUGAGAGGGCACCUCUCCAUCUUAAGAAACGAACACUCCAUGAAACAAAGAUUAAAACCCGGUCAACAUUAACUGAAAAUACACUUUUUAACAAGUUACGAUUUGAUGCUCGUAUUUUGUCAAGGAAUGGACGUGAUGCUUGCAGAGAGCUGAUGGGGUUCUUUUUUGCACAUGACAAGUCACUUACUAUUUAUGAGUAUCGACAAUUUGGUAACAAUAGAACAAAUGCACUUCCCUUUAUUCACAAAAACAUAUAUAGUCAUCAGCAAGGACGAAGAAAAGGAAGACAGUAUCAACUUCGAGACUUUUACGUUGGUGCUAACCUGACAUUUUUGAGUUUGGAUCAUGCCGCUCUUCCAGAAAGCAUCAGAGAGUAUCCAUUAAUUACUCUUCGAAUUACACAUGUUGAUCAAUUAGCCUUGGAUAGUCUCAGAAAAAAUUUUAUGGAGAAUGGAGAUGAUUUGACUGAACAAGAAGCUAGUGACAGAACUGUCUUCAAGCAUAUACAAGAUAUAUUGAAAGAGAAAUUACAUCAAAAAGCUGUUCGUAUUCUGACAGGAUUUGGAAAACACUUGAGGCAAUUGGAUAAGAAAGGGAAUGGACUUCUGUGUAAGGCCAAUUUUAAGCAGGCCUUAAAAGCAUUUCACUUAGAGCUGCCUGAAAAGGACUUUGAGAUUUUGUGGUCAAUUCUGGAUAUCAAUGGUAAUGGUCAAGUUGAUUGCAGAGAAUUCAGACAUGCCAUUUUUGGUGAAAUGAAUGAAUACAGAAAAACAUUUCUUCGAAAAGCCUAUAUGAAAUUAGACUUCACCAAAACUGGUAGCGUGGACAUGGUAGAAAUUAGAAAAUUCUAUUGUGCAAAGAAACAUCCUUAUGUAAUAGCAGGCGGGGAGCACUGCUCGGACCCACCCAAAGCUCCAUGGUUUCCCCAGACCUCUGUGAUGGUGACUGUGGGCUCUGAUGCUGACGCCUGGUGUACAUCUCGCAACAUGAAGGCAGGGAGCCCGGCUGGUUGGCAGUGGGGGCUGUUUCUGUGCCUUCCCCAGUUCAGCGCUGAGGGAGGCGGCAUAGCCACCUGA